AUGGUUCGCAUUACUUUCACCGUUGUUGUCGCUUUCGCCAUGACCGCCUUUGCUUUGUCUCCCAACAAUGCUGGCGCCAAGAACGUCGGUGCUGGUGACGCUUCUCAGUUCAUCACCGGUGGCUGCAUUGACGACUCAGACUGCUCGUCUGCAUGCUGUGCUGAUCUCAGCGGUGUCGGUAUCUGUUCUGCUGAGGCCGCCGCUUUCCAAGCCGGCAAGAACGGUUGCGGAUUCGUCGACCCCAACGCUGCAGCCACCAUUCAAAAGGCUGCCGACCAAGUCGAGAAACAAGGUUUCUAG
Messenger RNA from Cadophora gregata, 300 nucleotides. RefSeq lists its product as uncharacterized. NCBI's taxonomy places the organism in Eukaryota, Fungi, Ascomycota, Leotiomycetes, Helotiales, Ploettnerulaceae. The transcript has 3 exons. Bases 1 to 300 code for a protein of 99 amino acids. The record is from RefSeq and is a predicted model, not a curated record.